AUGCUAGGCAAGUGCCGUAUCACUGAUGUACACCCUAACGCCAGAAUCUCAUCAGGUUUUCUGCAAAGAAGCAAGAACACCCCUGUUGACAUCAAUAACCGUGAUAUGAUGCUAAAUAUCAUCAAUAGCUCCAUUACUACCAAAGUAAUCAGUCGGUGGUCUUCUUUGGCUUGUAAUAUUGCCCUGGAUGCUGUCAAGACUGUACAAUUGGAGGAAAAUGGUCGGAAAGAAAUUGACAUCAAGAAAUAUGCAAAAGUGGAAAAGAUACCUGGGGGCAUCAUUGAAGACUCGUGUGUCCUGCGUGGCGUCAUGAUUAACAAGGAUGUGACCCAUUCACGAAUGAGGCGUCAUAUAAAAAACCCUCGAAUUAUACUGCUGGAUUCGUCUUUGGAAUACAAGAAAGGAGAAAGCCAGACUGACAUUGAGAUUACACGAGAGGAAGACUUUGCCCGAGUCCUACAGAUGGAAGAAGAGUACAUUCAGCAGCUCUGUGAGGACAUCAUCCAGUUGAAGCCUGACGUGGUCAUCACAGAAAAGGGUAUUUCAGAUUUGGCUCAACACUACCUCUUGCGGGCCAACAUCACAGCCAUCCGUAGAGUUCGGAAAACAGACAAUAAUAGGAUUGCUAGAGCCUGUGGGGCCCGUAUAGUUAGCCGACCAGAAGAGCUGAGAGAAGAUGAUGUUGGGACAGGAGCAGGCCUGCUGGAAAUCAAGAAAAUUGGAGACGAGUACUUUACAUUCAUCACUGAGUGCAAAGACCCCAAGGCCUGCACCAUCCUCCUCAGAGGAGCCAGCAAAGAAAUUCUGUCGGUGAGUCAGCCUUAG
Molecule: messenger RNA, 825 nt
Organism: Octodon degus (degu)
Lineage: Eukaryota; Metazoa; Chordata; Mammalia; Rodentia; Octodontidae
Product: T-complex protein 1 subunit gamma
Exons: 7
Coding region: 1-825 (274 amino acids)
Biological process (GO): protein folding
Cellular component (GO): chaperonin-containing T-complex
Molecular function (GO): ATP binding; ATP-dependent protein folding chaperone
Source: RefSeq, a predicted model, not a curated record